This is a messenger RNA of Rotaria sordida, 237 nucleotides long. Lineage: Eukaryota; Metazoa; Rotifera; Eurotatoria; Philodinida; Philodinidae. The record is from the annotation of a GenBank genome assembly.
AUGAAUAAUAUUGUACAAGAACAUCAUCAGCAAUCUUGUCAAGAUGAUGAUUUUUAUCCAAUAGCAUAUUUAUCUUCAUCGCCAUCAUCUUUCGUUGAUAAUAAAUUACUUUAUAAUGAAUUAGAAAGAACUAGUACAAUAUCAAUAACAGCAACAGGUCAAUUUUUAUGCAUUGAUCAUCAUCCCCGUUUUCAUUUAUUUGUUAAUGAUUUAUAUUUAAUUCAUACAAAUUAUUGA